Messenger RNA from Fulvia fulva, 1125 nucleotides. RefSeq lists its product as uncharacterized. The record is from RefSeq and is a predicted model, not a curated record. Lineage: Eukaryota; Fungi; Ascomycota; Dothideomycetes; Mycosphaerellales; Mycosphaerellaceae. Bases 1 to 1125 code for a protein of 374 amino acids. The transcript is spliced from 3 exons.
AUGGCCCAGACGAACGUAUCGAGUUGCGUGCUCUCAAUCAUCGCCUCCCUUACCAGUGGUCUGGACGUGUUCAGGAAGUUUCGGGAGUCGCAGAGCAGGAAGCAGAGGAGAAGUAGGAAGAAGAAUAAUCAUAAUGAGACAGGGAACGAAGAUGAGAACAGACUGGCCCAAAGCUUGAGGUUGGGACCAGAGGAGAUUGGUAGGGAGUAUCAAAGAAGUGUAUACGCUGCUGGAGAGCACUUUGCACAAGGUGAUGGCAUUGCACAAACGUCGCUUGCGGAGAUCUUGCUGAAGCUCAACACCGGACUUGUUACAAUCAUCAAUACCUUCCUCACCAGAGAUAAACAUGACGCCAAGCUCGACUAUCAAUCGCUGACGAACCUGUCCGAACGAUCGCGAGACGAUACCUGCAGAACGUUGCGACAGCUGUUUCAUCGAAUGACACAAAGCCGUGUGCCUUCGAGGCUUGACGGACCACGUCAAAAGCAGGAUCGGCCCAGUAACGAGAGUGCCAUCUACAGCAGGAGCAGGAAGGCGGUGCCCAAUGCUCGCGCGAGUUGUUAUCGCAGACUCAAAAGACCGUCACAAGUCGCCAUGGUCAGGCCGGGCGACAAGAGGAAGAAGUCAAGCUCAAGCACAAGCACGUCGAAGAUGCAGUCGAGCGUGUCUCUCGCAUUGCCUGAAUCGUCAACUCGAGAGACAGCAUCAAGAAUGAGUGGAGGCGGGAAUCCUCCUCAGACACACAGAAAGCAGCCUGCGAUGGACAUCUGUCAGCGUCCGAUCCAUCACCCAGAUGCACUCCGCAGCAGUCGCUCGACUCCAGUCCUGGAUAUAGCGGUGACCGACCACGAGCAAUUACCUGCGUAUGUCGCACCUCUUCCACCAAUGCCGCGAAGAUUGCAGAAGUCGACUCCGACAUACUACUCCAUCGAUACCACAUGCACCAAGCUCGGCGAAAUCCCAAUGCACAAGUGGGCAGAACCGUACGAUUUCGAUGCCAUGUUGCGACUCAACAAGGAAGCCGAGGAAAAUGGCUGGCCACUCAACAACCCCAAAUUCGCACCGGAGCCGAAGAAGAGAGGCGGCCUGUUUCGAUUGUUUCGCAGAAGCAAAGAGGAGGUGUGA